Xylaria bambusicola is the source of this 12063-nucleotide messenger RNA. RefSeq names its product PKS-NRPS hybrid. Gene Ontology annotation, molecular function: fatty acid synthase activity; 3-oxoacyl-[acyl-carrier-protein] synthase activity; phosphopantetheine binding. The coding region runs from base 1 to 12063 and encodes 4020 amino acids. The record is from RefSeq and is a predicted model, not a curated record. The transcript is spliced from 4 exons. Gene Ontology annotation, biological process: fatty acid biosynthetic process; secondary metabolite biosynthetic process. Lineage: Eukaryota; Fungi; Ascomycota; Sordariomycetes; Xylariales; Xylariaceae.
AUGGCACCUGUUCGCGAGCCUAUCGCCAUUAUUGGCACUGGAUGCCGAUUUCCUGGCCAGUGUGAUAGCCCAUCUAAGUUAUGGGAGCUCUUGCGAAAGCCUAGGGACCUCUUAAGGGAGAUUCCUACGGAACGAUUUAGCACGAAAGCCUUCUACCACCCCCAGAACCACCACCAUGGCACCAGCAACGUCCAACACUCCUACCUUCUGGAUGAGGACUUACGCAACUUCGACGCUCAGUUCUUCGGCAUCAACCCCGUCGAAGCACACUCAGUUGAUCCGCAGCAACGGUUGCUUCUAGAGACCGUUUACGAGUCCCUCGAGUCCGCCGGUCUCUCCGUAAAGGAGAUGGCAGGAUCUGACACCGCCGUCUACGUAGGCGUCAUGAGCGCUGAUUUUACCGACAUGAUCGGACGUGAUACUGACACAUUCCCAACCUACUUUGCUACGGGUACUGCAAGAAGUAUUCUUAGCAACAGGCUUUCAUACUUUUUCGACUGGCGUGGCCCGUCCAUGACCAUCGAUACUGCCUGUUCAUCCAGUCUCAUUGCUAUGCACCAAGCUGUGCAGACUCUCCGUGAAGGAGAUUCAUCUGUCGCUGUUGUUGCUGGGUCCAACUUGAUCCUUGGUCCCGAGCAAUACAUAGCUGAGAGUAAGCUGCAAAUGCUUUCUCCUAGGGGCCGAAGCCGCAUGUGGGAUUCCGAUGUGGACGGUUACGGCCGAGGUGAAGGUGUUGCAGCCAUUGUUCUCAAGAAGCUUAGCCAAGCUAUUGCAGACGGUGAUCACAUCGAGUGCCUGAUCCGCGAGACAGGCACAAACCAAGACGGCAGGACGCCAGGUAUUACUAUGCCUAGCCCAACUGCGCAAGAAGCCUUGAUCCGAGCCACAUACGCCAAGGCUGGGUUGGACCUGCGCAAACGUGCUGAUCGUCCCCAGUUCUUUGAGGCUCACGGAACUGGCACUCCCGCUGGUGACCCCGUAGAAGCGCGGGCGAUCACUACCGCAUUUUUCGGUCCGGAGACCAAAUUCACUGCCAAGGAUCCAUUGUAUGUUGGAUCUAUUAAGACGGUUAUUGGCCAUACAGAAGGAACAGCAGGUCUGGCUGCUGUUAUUAAAGCGUCGCUGGCUAUACAGGCUGGUGUCCUCCCUCCUAAUAUGCUGCUAAACAAGGUGAACCCCAAGAUUGAGGAGUUCUACGGUAAGGUCCAAAUCCUUUCCGAGGCCCAAAAAUGGCCUAAGCUUGAAGAGGGCGGCGUGCGAAGAGUUAGUGUGAACAGUUUCGGUUUCGGUGGUGCCAACUGCCAUGCCAUUCUCGAAGCCUACGAGCCCCGCGUGACAAUCCCCAGACAAUUGUCGAACAACGUCACCUCGGUCUUCGCGCCAUUUGUUUUCUCAGCAGCUACCGAAACUGCGCUCACUGCUAGACUCGAAAAGUAUCGAGACUACCUCUCCAGCGGCAACGCGAGUGCCACAACAAGACUCCGAGACUUUUCAUACACUCUAAGCAACCGUCGAUCAGUGCACCCUUGGCGAGCUGUUGUACCGGCCACUAACGACGUUGACGACCUCAUCAAGAAGAUUGAUGACUGCUCUGAUUUCACAAACGAGACUUCCAAGUCACAAGGGAAGCCUCGUAUUCUUGGUAUCUUCACUGGACAGGGUGCCCAAUGGCCACGGAUGGGUGCUGAGUUGAUUGAGAAGUCACCGGCAGCGAGCAAGAUCCUUGCCCGCCUGGACCAGAGCCUCCAGUCACUUCCCUCUCGUGACCGACCAACAUGGUCGCUCCGUGAGCAUCUCCUCGCAAGUCCUGAGACUUCGUCUGUAGGCACAGCUUCUAUCUCACAGCCUGUCUGCUCAGCCGUACAGAUCAUGCUUGUCGACAUGCUUCGAGCUGCUGGUGUGGAGUUCUCCGCCGUAGUAGGUCACUCUUCUGGUGAGAUUGGUGCAGCAUACGCGGCAGGAUACCUCAACGCCGAGGACGCCAUUCGUGUCGCCUAUUAUCGUGGUCUGCACAUGAAAUCUCUCACCGAGAACGGAGCUAUGCUUGCGGUCGGAACUUCGUACGAAGACGCUAAGGAGUUGUGUGAGCUUCCCGCCUUCGAGGGACGUGUUUGUGUAGCGGCUAGCAACUCCCCCGCUAGCGUGACCCUCUCUGGUGAUGCAGAUGGGAUUGAGGAGAUUAAGACGGUCCUCGACGAGGAGAAGAAGUUUACUCGUCUUCUCAAGGUUGACCGAGCUUACCACUCGCACCAUAUGCUGCCUAUUUCGAAGCCAUACAUUGCUUCCCUGCAGCAAUCCGGCAUCAAACAGCUUUCGCCCUCCGGAAAGACCCGAUGGGUAUCCAGUGUUUUCAACUGCGACAUUACGGAAGCUCCUAUUUCACAAGGCCUCAAAGGUGAGUACUGGGCCCUGAACUUGACCAAACCGGUCUUAUUCACUGAGGCCUUGUCGACCGUUCUUGCCAGCGGCGAAACCUAUGACCUCGCCAUUGAGGUUGGGCCGCACCCAGCGCUCAAGGGCCCCGCCAGCCAGACGAUCGAUGGAUGUCUCAAUGGAGAGUCCAUUCCUUACACUGGCGUCUUGUCACGUGGUAAGGACGAUAUUGAGUCAUUCUCGCUCGGUCUGGGAUUCCUCUGGCGGAGCUGGGGCGAAGGGGCUGUGGACUUUGGUUCCUUCGGCCGCUUCAUGAACGACGAGCCGGAGAACGCGGACGUGACACCCGCGAUCUUAAAGGAUCUUCCUACCUAUGCAUGGGACCACAACCGGAAGUUCUGGCACGAGUCUCGCACCUCCCGUGCUUUCAGGACCAAUCAAGACCCGCCUCACGAGCUUCUCGGACGUCAAAUCCUCGAUGGUGCUCCUGACCAACUCCGUUUCCGCAAUGUGCUCAAGCGCAAUGAGAUUGAUUGGCUUGACGGUCACCAGGUCCAAAGACAGACGGUUUUCCCUUGUGCCGGCUACGUGUCUGCCUGUGUGGAGGCGGCGCUGCGUAUUCGCAACGAUCCCGUCCAAUCUAUUGAGCUCUUGGACUUCGUAGUUGGUUCCGCCAUCGCCUUCAACGACGACUCGGGCAUCGAAACGCUCGUCGUCCUCGAUGGAAUCAAGGAAUCGGAAGAUCAGGGAAAGAAAAUCAUUUCGGCCAACUUUGCCUUCUACUCUUCCUCUAACAAGGAAGUCCUUGAGAUGACUAGCCAUGCUAGCUCUGCCGUCCGCAUUACCUAUGGUGAGAGCGACCCUCUACUUCUCCCACCCAAGGUCAAGGAGUAUGAUGAGGAUUCUAUGUUGGAGAUCGAGGAUGAUCGGUUUUACAAUGUCCUUGAAGGUCUUGGAUUCGGAUAUUCUGGUCCAUUCCGUGCGCUCACCGACCUCAAGCGCAAGUUGGGCAAGGCUAUCGGUCACAUUCAGAACCCAGAAGCCAGCAAGCUUUUCAAGAAUCCUCUGCUCAUCCACCCAGCCAUGCUGGACGCUGGUAUCCAGUCUAUCAUGCUGGCAUACUGCUACCCAGGAGAUAGCAUGAUGCGCUCUAUUUACCUCCCAACUGGCAUUCGCCGACUAAUUAUCAACCCUCAGCACUGUCGCACAUUUGCCGCCCAGGAGACCAAGGUUCCUUUCGAUGCUUCGGCAUCAGUCAGCACUUCCAGGAGUCUGUCUGGUGACGUGAGCAUCUUCUCUCCUGACGGCUACGACUGCAAGGCCAUUCAACUUGAGGGUCUCCAGACGCAGCCUCUGUUCCACCCUACUGAGGCGAACGAUCUGAAUAUCUUCACUGAGCUCGUGUGGGGCAUUGACCGCCCUACCAGUGAAGAAAUCGUCGGCAAGGUUAAUGUUCAGCAGCUUGACCCCGAUCUGCUGUUCUCUCUUGAGCGGGUGGCCUACUUCUACCUGAAGGCUUUGGACAAGGAGAUUCCUCGUAGCCAGCGUACAAACCUCGAAUGGCACUUCGGCCGUCUUUUUGCCUACGUCGACCAUGUUCUGACCAGAGCUGCCAACGGCACAAACCGCUUCUUCAAGAAGGAAUGGCAUAAUGACACCAGAGAGGUCAUUUACAAGAUCCUGGACAAGUACCCUGAAAACAUCGAUCUGAGACUCAUGCGCGCUGUGGGUGAGAAUAUGGCCUCCGUCGUCCGCGGUGAGACAACCAUGUUGGAGCAUAUGCUUCCAGACAACAUGCUCAACGACUUCUAUGUCAUUGCCCAUGGUAUGCCUCGCUACACUGCUUACUUGGCCUCUCUUGCCGAGCAGAUCAGCCACAGAUACCCUCACAUGCAUGUCCUAGAGAUUGGUGCCGGUACGGGUGGUGCGACCAAAUCGUUCCUUGGAGCGCUUGGCGACCAGUUCUCAACCUACACCUUCACCGAUAUCUCUGGUGGUUUCUUCGAGAAGGCCAAGGGUGUCUUCGCGUCUCAGGCCUCUAAGAUGAACUUCCAGGUUCUCAACAUUGAGAAGGACAUCGAAGAGCAGGGCUUUGAGGAGGGGACCUACGAUGUCAUCAUCGCCUCUUUGGUUCUCCAUGCUACUCGUAACAUGGAGGAGACUAUGCACAACGUGCGCCGUCUGUUGAAGCCCGGUGGUUAUCUGCUGCUACUUGAAAUCACCGAGAAUGACCAAAUGCGUUUUGGUCUUCUUUUCGGUGGUCUUGAAGGUUGGUGGCUUGGUUACGACGAUGGACGUGCACUGUCCCCUUGUAUUGACCUUGACGAGUGGGAGACGCUCCUGAAGAAGACCGGCUUCUCAGGUAUUGACUCGUCCAUGCCGCACCAUGAUGAGUUACCUGUUCCCCUCUCAGUCGUUGUGGCCCAGGCAACAGAUGACAGGGUCGAACUCUUGAAGCAGCCUUUGACGCCACAAGCUUCAACGGCAACCGUUCUGCCUCAGCUGACAAUCAUCGGCGGAGCUGCACUGGCAAAGAGCGUCAGCCAAAUCGUCCAACCAUACUCCGGCAACAUCAAGCUCAUUCAAUCGCUGGAAGACAUCGGGCCCGAGGCUCUUCCUGUUGGUGGCACUGUCCUCUGUCUUAGCGACAUCGACGAGCCCGUGUUCAAGUCCAUGACUCCCGACAAGUUGCGUGGAUUCCAGACAAUCUUCAAGCAGUCCACCAACGUCCUAUGGAUCACCCAGGGUGUGCGAUUUGGCGACCCAUACUCUCGAAUGGUCGUGGGUUUUGGAAGAACUAUCGUGCUGGAAAUGUUGCACUUGCGCUUGCAAUUCCUUGACCUCGAUACUGAGGUCCCUGCUGACCCUAAUGCUAUUGCCGAGGGUCUGCUGCGGUUCCAGCUGGCUGCCACCUGGGAGAACGAAGGCCAAGAAACACCCCUGCUCAACUCCAUUGAGCCCGAAAUGUACCGCAGCAAGGAGGGUCUCUUCUAUGUUCCUCGAUUCAAGUUGAACAAGCGCCCCAACGAUCGCUACAACUCGGGUCGCCGCGACAUCACCAAGCAGAUCUCCCUCAAGGAGAAGACUGCUGAGCUUAUCCAGCAGGACGCGUCAUGGCAACUCAUUGAAGGCACCGAGGCGCCCGUGCCAACGGGCGCCGUCGAGAUUGAUGUCUUGUACUCAAUCCGUCGGUCUGUGGAAGUGUCGCGAGGCACUUUCCUCUUCCCAGUCCUUGGUCUCAACCGAGACACCGGAGAGACCGUGGUGGCCCUCUCGCCAAAGCAUUCUUCCAAGGUCACUGUUCCGCGGGCAUAUGUAAUCCCUGCGCAGAAGUCCGCAGAGGAUCUUCAGCUGUUUUAUGCUGAGCUUCUUGCCCGCGCUGCUCUAAGAGACGCGUCGGCUGGAACGCUUGUCAUCGUUCUGAAGCCAAGCAGAAUCCUUAGCCAGGCCAUGGACCGUAUUGCCACAGACAAGGGGGCCAAGAUUCUCUACUUUGGAGCUGAACCUGGCACCGAAUGGGGCUAUAUCCACCCCAAGGCCACCAAGACUGAGAUCGAGGCAUUGCUUACCUCGAAGAUCGGAACUGCUCCUCAAUCUUCGGUUUUAAUUCUGGACUUGGGUGCCAAUAAGCCCCUCUCUGCGGGUCUUCUGGCAUGUCUACCAGCCGAGACUACCCAAAUCAAGUCCGGUUCAUUGCUUACUUCCUCCAUUGCACGUAUUGCACCUGGUCAGCUAGAGCAUGAAAUCCGACCGAUUCUUGCGGAUAUUAAAUACUCUCUGUUGCUAGCUCAGCAAGCUAGCCAGACUCUACCCAAGACAGAAGUUGUUAGCAUUGAGGACUUGACUACUAAGAACGAUAUCAACGAGGAUGCAUACGUCGUUUCUUGGCCACUGGAAGCUAGCACUGCCGUGGUUCAGGUCGAACCUAUCGACUCUAGAGUCAAGUUCCAGCAUGACAAGACAUACUGGCUCGUUGGUCUCACUGGUGGUCUUGGUCUUUCGCUUUGCGAGUGGAUGGCUAAGCAAGGCGCUCGGUACAUCGUUAUUACUAGCCGAAACCCUAAGGUCGAUAGCCUAUGGGUUGAAAAGAUGAAAACCAUUGGUGUAACCGUUGCUGUUAUUGCCAACAAUAUUACGGACCGAGACUCGGUCCGAGCUGUUCAUAAGAAGAUCACCCAGACCAUGCCUCCCAUCGCUGGUGUCGCUCAAGGUGCUAUGGUUCUCCAUGAUACCGUGUUCUCUGAGCUCGACAUUGAACGAGUCGAAAAGGUCACGCGGCCCAAGGUCAAUGGUGCUACCUACCUGGAGGAAAUUUUCCACGAUGUCGAUCUUGACUUCUUUGUCUUCUUCUCAUCUAUGGCUUGUGUCACCGGUAACCCUGGCCAGUCCGCAUACGCUGCUGCCAACAUGUUCAUGUCGGGUUUGGCCGCUCAGCGCAGACGCAGAGGUUUCAAUGCCUCUGCAGUGCACAUCGGUGCCAUCUUUGGUAACGGUUACGUGACUCGAGAACUGACCCUAGCACAACAGGAGUUCUUGCGUAAGGUCGGUAACAUGUGGCUUUCGGAGCAGGACUUCCGACAGCUCUUUGCUGAGGCAAUCUAUGCUGGCCGACGUGAAAACGCAACUGGCCCAGAGCUCUCCACAGGUUUGAUGAUGAUUGAUAACAGUGACGACUCUAAGAAGAACAUCACUUGGUUCUAUAACCCGAUGUUCCAGCACUGCAUCAAGGAGAACCACGACGGUGAGCUUGUUACCGACGGCGCAAAGGGUCGCAGCGUCCCGGUUAAGACACAGCUUCUCGAAGCAAUCAAUCCAGCUGAAGUAUAUGAGAUCAUCCACGAUGCCUUCGCUGCCAAGUUACGCUCUAGCUUGCAAAUCGAAGAGAACCGAGCCAUUGUUGAUCUCACUGCGGAUACUCUUGGUAUCGACUCUCUGUUCGCCGUUGAUAUUCGAUCGUGGUUUAUCAAGGAACUUCAAAUCGAGAUCCCAGUUCUCAAGAUUCUGGGUGGAGCGACAGUUGGUGACAUUCUCGAAACUGCUCAGGGACUGUUACCUAAGGAACUGACGCCCAAGUUGGACCCGAACGACAAGGGUGAAGCUAGAAAGAAGAAGCCCACGGCUACCGUGACAAAGGAGGAACCAAAGAAGCCGGCCAAGAAGGCUCCUGCACCCAAACCAGAAGCUGCCAAGCCAAAGCCUAAGCCCGCGCCGGCGGCACAGGUGCAGAGCCCAGCCACUAACUCUGGAGACAAGUCAUUGUCCAGUGAGAACAUCGUGAAAGUGAACCGAAGCCUUGACGUUGCCGAUAUUGGAAACUCUACCAUCACCUCGAACACAGGCUCAGUUGUCGAUGUGUCUGGUGGUCAGUCUCAUGGUUCCGUGUGGUCCCUUGAUACUUCUCUGGACACUCCAGAGAGCGAAUCUGUUGUCGUCAAGACGAGUCCAAUUGCGUUCGGUCAAGCUCGAAUCUUCUUCCUGGAGAAGUACCUCCAAGAUCCGGCUUCUGCACUUAACAUUACUUUGACCAUCGAUCUUGACGGUUCUCUUGACGUGAAUCGUUUUGAGCGAGCAGUUAAACUUGUUGGACAACGCCAUGAAGCAUUGAGGACUCGAUUUGUGACUGGCAUUGACUCUACUCAAACUAUGCAAGAAGUCCUUGCUGAUGCUACGCUGACACUAGAAAAACGAAAUAUCUCGAGCGAUGCCGAGGCUGAACAAAUCUACCGCGAACUUCAGCAGCACCGAUACAAGCUCGAGGAAGGCGAGAACAUGAGAAUCUUGCUCCUCGCCAAGGCCGCCAAAUCAUUCCGCCUUGUCAUCGGUUACCACCACAUCAACAUGGAUGGCAUCAGCUUGGAAGUAGUGCUUCGCGAGCUGCAGAUGGCCUAUGACUCGAAGAGACUCACAAGCACGAGCAGCAUUCUCCAGUACCCGGCUUUCGCUGAGCAACAGCGCCGAGAAUUUGAAACUGGAAAAUGGAGAGAGGAGUUGAAAUUCUGGCAAAACGAGUUCAGUGCCGGUAUUCCCCCCGUUCUUCCUCUUCUUCCCCUAGCGAAGACUCGUUCGCGGGCACCUCUUACGUCUUACGCAACCCACACUGCCGAAUUCCGACUGGAUCAGGAGGCUAUCAACCGCAUUCAGGCAGCCUGUGGCAGCUCGAAGGCUACACCCUUCCAGUUCCACCUUGCUGUCUUCCACACCCUUCUUUACCGUCUAGUUGAUGUUGAGGAUAUUUGCAUCGGUGUCAGCUCUGCCAACCGGACAGAUGCAGCGAUGAUGCAAAGUGUCGGCAUGUACUUGAACCUGUUGCCCCUUCUUCUCAAGGCUCAGCCCAACGAGACCUUCGCUAGCACUUUGAAACGCAUUCGCAGUAAGGCCAUGACUGCUUUUGCUCACUCAAAGGUUCCCUUCGAUGUUAUUGUCAAUGAGCUUGGUGUUCCACGCGCUACCACGCACAGUCCACUAUUCCAGACCUUGGUCAACUACAGACCCGGUAUUGCCGAGCGACGAGACUUCUGUGACUGCAGCAGCAAGGUAGUAUCGUUCGAGCAGGGCCAGGCGGCGUACGAUCUUAGUCUCGACGUUAUCGAGAGUCCCGGCGAGUGCCGUGUCAUCGUAGCGGGUCAGUCAGCACUGUUUACGCCCGAAGAUGUGGAGUUAUUGAAGGAUAUGUACAAGAAUCUGCUGGCUGCCUUCUCUCGCAACCCAGCCUCUAGGUUGACUACACCCUCACUGUACGAGCAGGAUGGCGUAAAGAACGCUCUUACGAUUGGACGAGGUCCAACCCACAACCACCAGUGGCCUGAAACCCUGGUUCACCGCAUUGACAACAUGGUCGAGCGAUACAGCAGCAAGACUGCUGUUGUUGACGGCUAUGGAACGUCCCUAACCUACAAACAGCUGGCGAAGAGAGUCAAUGCCAUUGCCUCUUCCAUGCGCCAAAUUGGGAGUGGCAACCGUGUCGGCGUCUUCGUUGACCCUACCGCCGACUGGGUCUGCUCUCUGCUCGCCGUCCUGCGCCGUGAUGCAACCUAUGUGCCACUCGAUGCUGUGUCCGGAUCUGCGCGACUUCGUGCCAUUAUCCAGGACAGCAAGCCAGACUUGUUGCUUGUUAGCAAAUCAACAGAGGCUGAUGCAAUGAGCCAGUUUGCACCACUGCUAGGAGCUGACAAGAUCGUCAACGUCGACAAGAUCCCUGCAACGGCUGCUACCACUGUGAUUAACGCGGCCAAGGCUGACUCGGUGGCCGCACUUAUGUACACCAGCGGCUCAACUGGCGUUCCCAAAGGAAUCGUGAUGAAGCAUGCUUCUUUCAGGAACAACAUCGAAAUAGUUACAGGUAAGAUGGAUUAUCGUGAAGGCCAAGAAGUUACGCUUCAACAGAGCUCACUGAGCUUCGAUAUGUCCGUCUUCCAAACAUUCAUGGCUUUGUCUAAUGGUGGAGCUGUUAAUGUUGUGCCCAAGCACCUCCGUGCAGACCCUGUGGCCAUCUCGUCUAUCAUUGCAACCCAGGGUAUCACCUUCACAACUGCAACCCCCUCGGAGCUCAUCAGCUGGGUCCGCUACGGUAAGGUCGAGGAGCUACGUAACUCGAACUGGAGAACCGCUCUCAGCGGUGGUGAACCCGUCAGGGACAGUCUCAAGGCUGCAUUCCGGGACGUCAACAAGUCUGAACUACGCCUGAUUGAUUGCUACGGCCCGACUGAGAUCACCUUCUGCUGCCACAGUAGUGAGGUAGAUUACCGCUUGGAAGGUACCUCCAACGCAGGACUCGAGGUUCUACCUAACUACUCUACUUAUAUCGUAGAUGCUAACAUGAAAGCUGUUGCCGCUGGCAUUCCGGGAGAAAUCCUCAUUGGUGGAGCUGGUGUCGUCGCUGGCUACCUGCACACUGAGCUCAACACACGCGGAUUUGCCCACGACAGCUUUGCCUCUCCAGAAUUCGCCAAGCAAGGCUGGACACAGCUACACCGUACAGGUGACUUUGGACGUAUUAGCAAGGCUACUGGACGUCUGAUACUCGAGGGACGUAUUGCAGACGACACCCAAGUGAAGCUUCGAGGUCUCCGUAUUGACUUACGAGAGGUGGAAUCUGCCAUCAUUCAAGCCGCGAAGGGAAGCAUUGUCGAUUGCGCCGUUAGCCUUCGUCAAUCUGAGAAUGAGUAUCUUGUGGCUUUCGCCACCACUACCUCAACUGCCGACACUGAGAACCUUCCCAAGAUUGUUCACCAACUUCCCUUGCCACCAUAUAUGCGACCGGCAGCACUAGUUCUCUUGGAGAAGAUGCCUACCAACGCCUCAGGAAAGAUUGAUCGAUCUGCUCUCAAGACCAUCUCUAUCGCCCAAGAUAGCGAGGAUGGUCACAAUGCGGGUAAUGAAACCCUGAGCAACACCGAGUCGCGUCUUAAGCAACUAUGGGAAGCUGUGCUCUCAAAAGAGAUCGUAUCUCAACACCAAAUCAACGCUACCUCAGAUUUCUUCCAUGUUGGUGGUAGCUCCAUGCUUUUGAUCAACUUACGGGCAGAUAUCCAAGAUACCUUCAAUGUGGAACUGUCGCUCUUCCAGCUCUUCGACGCUAGCACGCUCGGAGGCAUGGCAACUGUCAUCGAUGGUCUCACAGGCAAGACGGUUAGUGUUGAAGUCACCGAAGGACAAAAGGAGGAGGCAAAUGAUGGCGAGAUCGAUUGGGAGAAAGAGACUGCUCUCUCACCGAACUUGAAGAAUGUGCCCGUUUCUAGGCAAUUCUUCACAAACCCCGAAGUCGUCAUCCUCACUGGUGCUACCGGGUUCCUCGGUCAGGCUAUUCUUACGCGUCUCCUGAACGACGGAAUUGUCAGGAAAAUCCAUCUCCUUGCUGUCCGACACGAGAUUCCCCUCUUUGACUCACCUAAGAUUGUCGUGCACCGCGGCGACCUAGCCAAGCCACACUUCGGCCUAACUGAGAAGAAGCUUGCCGAGAUCUUUGAGGAGGCUCACGCCAUCAUCCACAACGGCACGGACGUGUCAUUCGUCAAGUCGUACCACAGCCUCAAGCCAGCUAAUGUUGACGCCACCAAGGAACUCGUCCGCCUCAGUCUGCCACACCACACUUCCUUCCACUACGUCUCGACCGCCGCCGUUGCCAACUUGACCGGCCAGUCCGAGUGGGAACAGCGAUCUGUCGGCGCUUACUCGCCGCCUGCCGGAGCCGACGGAUACAUCGCCACCAAAUGGGCGUCUGAGCGGUUCUUAGAGAAGGUCAACGACCAAACCGAGCUGCCUAUCUGGAUCCACCGCCCAUCCUCUAUUACCGGCCCCGAUGCGCCCGCUACAGACCUUAUGGAGAACCUCCUCCAGUACUCGCGCAAGAUUGCAGCCAUUCCCGAAACUACCCUAUGGGGAGGCUACCUCGACUUCAUUUCAGUAGAUAAGGCAGCGAUGCAAGUUGUAGACGAGGUGUACGAAGACUACUCAUGGCCCGGUCACGUCAAGUACCUGUACGAGUCUGGCGAGCAGAUUGUUGCUAUUUCGGACAUGAAGGGAGUAUUGGAGAGGGAGACUGGCUCCAUUAUCGAGACCGUCUCUAUGGAGGAAUGGGUCAGCAAGGCCGCGGAGGAGGGCCUCAACCCGCUGUUGGGAGAAUAUCUCAAGCGUGCUGCUAGCACUCCGCUUGUCUUCCCUAAGCUUGUGCGUCACGAAAGCUUUUUCUAA